This is a messenger RNA of Amoebophrya sp. A120, 8997 nucleotides long. The record is from the annotation of a GenBank genome assembly. NCBI's taxonomy places the organism in Eukaryota, Dinophyceae, Syndiniales, Amoebophryaceae.
CCGAUUAUAGAAGAAGGAGGGCGUGGUCGUUGGUGGUCCGUGUGUGUGUAUAAAAGGCGUCGUCCGUGUUGAGACCGGCCCCCACGACCAACACUGGUUACUCCUAGGAAUUAUGUCCUUGAGACACUAGGUAAUUUCAUCCUUGAAUCAUGUCGCCUCCGAUAUCCGCUCGAAGUCGAGAGCAGGACAAGAGCGCGUCAAGUUCCAGCCCACCGGACGGGAGGUACAACAAGAGGAAGGGCAGCGGCGCGAGCUGCUCGAGUGCUGGCACUGUUCAGCUGCAUCACCCGCAGCCACAAUCCAAGCAGAAAGGGAAGAACAAGAAUUCUUCGAGUUCCUUCUGCACGCCCACGAUUGAGGAAAAUGCCGUGCGCGCCAAAUCGUUGGAAGACCUGCAGGAUGAAAAGGCCUUUCCCACCCUGGGAGCAAAGGGUGGCGGCGGGGCAAGCUGCAGCAGUGCCUCGACCCCGCAGCACACUACACAUCGUUCGUCAACAGCAGGCUCCGAACAACAACUGAACCAGGCGACCCCAAGUUCGGUGGUUCACGCAACGACGAGCGCGGCGGCGGGUGCGGCCCCCGGUUGUAAUGUUUCUUCGUCCGCGUGCAGCUCCGCGUGCUCGUCCAGCACUGGAUCAUCUUCCGCAAACAUAAUUCUCUCGUCGGCCACUACAGGGGCGGCGCCGCAGCAGCAACUGAAUCCGCAGGAGAGGUGGUCGUCGUUUCGAAAUAAGUCGGUGACGCCAGACCUGGAUCAUGUGUCUGCGGCGACGCUGGAAGUGCCGGAAAAGCUCGUCGUGCGCGGACUCCCCACGACGAGACGCGACAGCCUGGAGGCCGAGAAGAGCAGCAACGACGCACCCACGCCGGCGACGACGUCGUCCUCGUCCGGGUCGCACGCGCCGGACCGCACCGCGGGCUCGUCCACCGCCGCCGCCACGCGGGCUGGCUCCAUCGAUCAAGUGAGCACUACGUCCUCUACGCGGGGACGGGUUCUUGGGGCGGAGGAGGUCGACCACGCGUCGUCUGCCAUAGAAGUUCAUCACCCGCCGGCGCUAGUAGGGCCGGACGAGCCACGCAGCUCGGCGUCCACGCGCGAGGGAGAACAACAACUUCUACACGGUAGUAGUAAUUCCGCCGGCGCCACGCUCCGGCAAAAGAAGGACCAGCAGCCUGGAAAAAGACUCCCCAGCAGCAGUACUUCCAGUGCGACGUCCACAGCGUCCAAGUCCUCGAAGAAAAAGAAGCAGAAAAACGCGGAAACAUUUACCAUCACGGCCGGGGGCGCGCGGGGGGGCCAGCCAGACCCACCGGCGACCAGCACGACAGCAAGCAAAGUGUUCGGUGCGACGUCCGCGUCUGAGCACGUCGCAACAUCAUCAGACCCCAGCUGGACCAACGGCGGCACGGUGGCGUCGAGCACGGCUGCAGCGACAUCUUCAUCACACAAAGGAAGCAAAGGGAAGGGCAAAAAUAAGUCCGCACCCUCGGGCAGAGGUCACCAGAAAGGAGCGCACCAGUAUAAUAAUCCGCACGAGGGAGGUGGUUCGCUGCCGUCCGGGAAGCAGACCGGGGGCGCGAAUAGCUACCAAAAAGGCGGGCCCAACAAGAAGAAGGAUCAUAAAGGGACGAAACCAGACCGAUUCACGAGCGAGACGCACAUAUAUCAUGCGAAUCACAUUUUCAAUCCCGUCUUGCGCACCUUGGCUACACAGGGGCCCGUCUUCGUGAAGCAGAGAGACGGCACUCACGUGCAGCUGCAGUACAACCGCCAAAAUUCGAAUUCCACCACGGGGACGCAGCAACACGAGCGCGGCCAGCAGAAUGCAAACCUUUCCGCUUACGGCGGGCCCGCGCGCAGUUACGAGAACGGAAGCGCCGGUAGUAGUGCAACUGCGGGUACAAGCAGGCAGCAGAAAAACAAGAACGCCAGAAACGAUUCUUACGCUGAUCAUGCGCAGCACGCAGUAGCACCAGGGCCAGGAGCAGCUGCUGCGUUUCAAGGAUAUCAGAUGAAGACUAAGGUUUUCAGCGACUUGCCGGCGGAAAAGACCUUGUACGCCGGGGUGGCAGGCAAAAGUACGAAGGCACUACAAGGAACAUCUCCCUCCGCUCAGUCUUCAUCACGCACCCCAGGAGCUUCGACCAAAGCACUGGCUUCUCCAAGUGUAGCGCAACAGUCUCCAGCGGGCACCAUCCAGGUACUAGGUUACUGUUUACUUUUUAUGCACACAAUUCUCGUCGCUGUGGCUGUCGCAGAAAAGCGAAAAGUAGAUAAGUAGAUUUUUAUGCGCGGGAACGUGUUCUAGUUCUCCUUCUCGGGCUCGGAAUCCAUGGUGGUUUUUAUGUUUUUUCCAAGUACAAUGUGCCUACUUCUCCUGUUCGGGGAUCUUUUUAGACAAAGAGCAAUCUGUUUGAAAAUGAAAUGGCAACAGGUCAGCGCAGGAACGCAGAUGAACGUGUAUGCCACUUUGAAGGACGGGAAGGAUGUGGUAGACAUCGGAGAUGGAAGUUUGUAUCUCCGCGAUACACAACCAGGUGGCGGAAGCUACACUCUGGAACGGCUCGCGCUCACCCCGAAUCGGCCGGCGGAGCAAGCUGGCCAGGUGGGCGGAUCAUCCUCCGCAUCUUCGCACAAUUCGCAGUGUGGGACGUCGGCGUCCAUUGGCUCGGUGACGCCCUCUACAGGAGCCAUGCUCAACGAUGCCAUCGCACAGUUUUCCUCUAACCAAGCACGAAACCAGCAUAAUUCUGGACUGCAGUCGGGGGGUGGCACCACCACGAACAGCUCCCCGUCGAAUAAGAGUGUCACAUCCGCCGGAGUUGGCGGUUUGCAAGAAAACGUGACGACGACAACGUCGCAGACCAGUUUCGCCGGAACUACCGGUGGCAGUCGUGACACAGCAGGUGGAGCAAGCAUGAUGCAGCACAGCAGCAGCACCACUAACUCGUUUCAACAUUCCACCGUACUGCGAUGCGGACCUAGCGCUGCUUCUAGCACGUUGCAGGUCGGCACUGCGCCCGCUUCCUCGUCAUCCGCCUCUUUCGCAAGUUUGAAACAAGCCGGAUCAACAAGAUCGGGCACUGUGUCUAGUUCGGCACCGCUGCAGAUCGCACAGCCGGGAGCAAUGCUCAAUACCGGUAGUACUGGAACAAAUGGAUGCGCGACCGGGACGUCGUUGACUCGGAACAUGUCUGUGCCGGCCACGCCCUCUUCGGCGUCGAGUCGGAGUAGUCAUUCGUCCACCGGCGCUGCGAUGCAGGGCCUGCGGGCUGGCGUUGCAGGUGCGUACUCCGCGCCUGGCGUCGGCGGCUUGUUUCAACAACAGCCGCAUCAAUUGCAGCAGCAGCAGCAGGAGAGUAGUCGCGUGGGACAGGGAAUGAAUGGAGGUACUACAGUGCCUCCGACACGCCCCGGCUCAGCUCCUGUAACAAGCGGAAUACCGCUGAGCCCGACGGUGCCGCCCGAUAAUCAAACGCAACUGCACCCACUGCAGCUCUUGCAACUCGGGCACAUGGCCACGCAAAAUCUCAAACCGCAUCAGCUUCAGGCCUAUCAAGAGUGCGUGAAGAGCAUAGCGAUGGCGCAACGAGAGGGCAUAGCGCUGGAGCAACAACAGGCAGGGCUGUUGCAACAGAUUUCGCAGACGUUACUAGGACAUCAACCGCAAGCUGCUGGAGGCGGGACUACACAGAUGCAUUCUCAUCUCCAGAGCGGGGUGCAGAGUGGCCAGUUCAACAAUCAAGCACAUGAGCAACUAGUGCAUGCCGCAGGUAAUAUGCAACAGGAACCACAAACGCUACUAACCGCAAAUAACACGACGCCGACUCUCCCGGCCAACUACAAUCAGCAAGUCGCUGUAGCUGUUGCGGCGCAGCAGCAGGCCGGCCUGGCGACGCAGUCAGCGAACAAAAAGCAACAUCAGCCCCAGAUGGCGCUCGGUUGCCCGCAUCCAGUUCUCGCACUCUCGCAAGGUGGACAGGUUGCACCCUUCUAUAGCACCAUGCAGAACGGGGUGAUCAUGCCGGUUCCGAUGCAAUUUGUUGCCGGGCCCGCCGGCGCUGUCAACACGGGUACGUGCACGGGCGUGUUCAUGAUGCCGCAAAAUCACCACAACGUCGGCUCCCACGUCAUGGCGCAACCAACCACACGGGCUACCGGUUACAACUUGAUGCCCGCCCACACGGCGAAUCAUGCGUUCGGUGCUGCGACACAGUUCCUCGCACCGCAGCCUGCGUAUGAGGCGGUGCUUCCCUACAACAAGGAGGUGGAGAAAGCCCUCGACGAGGAGUUGUUCGCCUUCCUGGAGCAAGUGCAGAUGAGUGCAGACGAGAAAAAGCAACGUCUCUCGUGGGUCGACGAACUUCGUGGCAUCCUGUGCGAACACGACCUGGAGGUGUUCGGCUCGCUGAAAAGCAACCUUGCCCUGUACACAGCCGACGUCGAUGUGUGCAUCACUGUGAAGAAGGGGACGGACCCGAGGAGCAGUGCGGUCGUGGGCAGCAAGGACACACGGGACUCGAAGUCCUCGGAGGACGUAGCACCCUCUUCGACGAGCUCGACGGUCACAUCGAAGCAUUCCAUCCCCGAGGCCUUGCACCGUCCGAGUCAGACGCACGACUGCAUGGAAAGAAUCCGCCAGGCGAUCGAACAGCAGUGCAGCCCGCCGGUGGUGAAUACCCAGGUACUUUUAUUCCGAAGCUUGAUCUAGUAAUAGUACUACUCUUCAGAAGAAAAAGCUACAAGCUGCAAGAAGAAAUAAAUGACCUCCGCAAGAAGAGUUUGUGAUGAAGAACUGAUAAACCUGGCUUCUUGUUUGGCAUGACUCUACUUUGGUGCAGGAGAGCUUUUAUUACCCUCUCUUGAAUCUUGACAAAGACGACCGCCCUAUCGAUCUUCGAAUCAAUGUGGACAUUCUGAAAUAGCAUGAAUCCGUAUCCGUAAUUUUAUCCUACCGACGCAUAUCCAAAUGUUGAAUUGAAUUACAGGUGAUAAGCACAGCCUCGAUGCCGGUGCUGAAGUUGAUGCGUGAGGAUCGAAUUGAAACGGACAUGGUAUUCUCACCCGAAGGAAUCAAGACGACGGAGUGGAUUCAAGCGGAAAUGAAAAGGUAGCUGCUAUAUUUUCAGCCUUUAUGAAUGAUGAAAAUUAAAUCAUGAUUAUGUAGUACUUGCUAGUAUAGUAAAAUAGAAAUGGUGGACCUGGUUGUUUCUAAGAAUGGUGCGUGACCCACAAGUCCUUACCCAAUGCAAUUUUUUUUCUAGGGGCCAAUACCCGGAGCGCUUUCGAUUGGUGCUCAUGUUCGCUAAGUAUCUGUUGGCAAGCCACAACCUACACGACACAUUCUCCGGCGGUUGUGGCAGCUUUCUGCUUGGCAUCCUAGUGGCGUAUUUUAUGCGGGACGAGGCACAGCAUCGCAAGAGACAAGACCGAGUUCUUCCUGCACGAAGUGCGGUGCGCGAGCUGUAUGAGUUUUUCCAGUUCUACGGAAAGAUUUAUCACGGGGAAACAAUCAGUUUUCGCACAGAAAGGAAGAAAACAGUUGCACAGAUCUUUUCGAGGUACUUGGUCGAUUUAUUUGUUAAAUACGAGCACCUGGUCGCAGUAGAAUAGGAUAGCACCCCUCCAAGCAUCUAGUUUGAUUACAACGCCGAAUGCUUUUCGUUUGCCGGUCGAAUUUUACAUGAAUUGGAACUAUCCACAUGGAAGAGGAGUGUAUCCUUGUUCGUGAUUUUGUCCUAAAAUGAAUAACCGUGGCUGAUGUGAUACACUUUUCAGGCAACCUGCUCCCUGCAACGGAACUAGCCUGUCCGUACUUUCGCCAGUGAACAGUAAAAUCGAUCUGGGUGCCAAGGCAUUUCGCUGGAACAACAUCAAGACGGUCUUCGACGCGAGUUUUCAGACGAUCCAGCGGUACUUGCGGGACAAGCGAACGACGGGCCUAGUGAAGGAUCUGCUUCCCAAGGGUGUCUUUCAGCAGGUCCAAAACCACCGUGAAGCUGCGAGUAGAUUACUGAAGCAGGUCCCGGUAUCGACCUCGCCGCCUCCGGAGCGAGCCGUAUAGAUUAUUUGCUAACACGAGGAAUUGCAUGAUUAUGAUUAUCAUCUUCUUCAAUCUUUAUCUUUUAUCUAUUGCAUUUUUAAGUAGUUUCAUUUCGAGGGGGGGAUGGGGAUCUACUCACUAGAAGUUGAAGUGCAACCAUGAAAAAUCUUUGCGCCGGAAAAAAAAACAGGACAACAAGCGAGGAGCGCGGGGUUUGUCCACGUUGUCUGUGACGGAAACCACCAUGAUUACCGUGGCUUCCCCUUCGAAGCUCGAGGAAAACAAGUCUCGCGCGGGAAAGGUAUCCGUAGCGCAUCGGCAGUCGAUGAAGAAGCAGAUGACCGCCCAACAGCAAGAAGGCCAACUUCUACACCCCGCCGGGUCAACAUCAAGACGCUCUUCCGCCGCUUCUGCCACGUCAUGUAGCAGCAGCUCGUCAUCGUCCAGCAGUUCUGGCGGAAAAAAUAAGAAGACCACGACACCCAAGAAAACCACCACACCAAAAGGCCGGAGGAAGGUGUCUGCGGGCGGAAAAAAUCAUGUAGACGUGACAGUGCCCGGCGACGGCGUAGACGUGUUGAAUCGCAGCCAGUCGGAGCCAGUCGUGUACGAGGCGGUGGCAGAUGAAAAUGAUGCAGCCCCCUCGGGCGAAGUCGGGGACGGAGGCGAACACGAUAGCCGAAGUAGAAGCGGUUGCGCAAGCGCAACUAUUACUUCUACGGGCAGGAUGAACAAAAAACAAAAAGCGAACAAGAAAACCAAUAACAAAUGCAAUGCUGGCAAGCAGGUCGUGGAAACAGUCGACGGCAGUAUGGAAGAACUACAAGCUAAUGUUGACUGUGCGAACGAAGACGAAGAAGCGGAGGUAGGGAGUAGUAGUACGAAAGCUGCUGAAAACACGCAGGGAAAAACAUCAAACUCCAGUGUCGGUGAACAACAGGAAUCAACAACAUCCGCUACUGGAGCAGCUGCGGCACGGCAUAGAAGUUCUGAGGAAGCAAUUGCGGAUGUGGAAACGUGCACAUCAGCGCCUGUACCAGAACCGUCGCACAAUAACCCAGAAAAGUCCGCGGCCACGAGGGAUGAUCUUCAACACUGUUCUCGGGAAGCCGAAUCGUAUCUGCAAGGUGGAAAGCGCGGAAUUUGUCCCAAACCGGCGACGAACGGGAACCAGCUCACAGCCACAGACAUCUACACGGAGAGCAAGAAGGGAGGCCCAAAUGUCUCGGACGAGAGCACUCGCUGCGGGUCUAGCAGCUCAGGCGCCCACGACCACGAGGGAGAGCCUAGUAGCUCUGGCGUCGAUGUUGCUGUCGCUCCAGUCAGCACUUGCAGCUGCGCUGAGCCCCUUGGUGUCGCGGAAACGGCUGUAGUUGCGCCGGAAGAACUUGCAGCGGGGGCCCCGCUGCUUGUUCAAGGUAGCUGCGCAACUUUCACUAGCAGCGCAGCGGUGGGACGAGAAGAAGCGGAGCACGACGAUCGGAGUAGAACUCCACUCGGUAAGGACGGUGAUGAAGCUGAUGACAAUUCGGAGGAUAGAGCACAAGUCACGACAGCGAAGUUAACGGCAACGAAUGUCCAUCUCGACGUCGGCUCCAAAAGCGACUCGUGUGCAAUACGUCCUCCAACCGACGCAGCAGCCGAAAGAGCCACCGCAUCUCCGAGGGAUACGCAUCCAAGCACAGGAGCAACCAGGUCCGUGGGUGAGCGGCUGGCAUACUGCGCCGGAAGCGACGAGCAUAAAGAGGCAGCCGGGUCGGCGUGUUCAGCUUCAGGGACAACUGGUAAAAAAGAAAACACAGUCGCGCAAGAUCCUGGCGAAUCAGUGCAAGGAGGGAUGGCAUCGGCCGAUUUUGUGGACACGAACACGUCACCUAGAACUACUACUACACCAGAGAGCCAAAAGCGGCCGCGCUCCAAGUCAGAAAACAGUCCGCUGGGCAAACUCUCCUCCACUCCGGGGCGGGGCCAGAAAAGAAGGCCCUUCAACGCCUUGGCCCUCGAGAGUGCGUCGCCCUCUCCUCGUCGUCCGCUACAGGCAGCGGUGCAGGCAGCCUCAUAGCACAAAACUAGAAGCAAUCUCUAGCGCAUUUCGUCAUCCUCGCAAGAGUUGUUCCGACGUCGAGCCUAGGAUCUCAACUCACUGAUCCUGGAAGUUCCUUUGCCUUUGUAAAAACAACGUCUCUGCGAUCUAAAGGUGCAAAACCGUCCGUUGCGUUCGCCCAUGUAUGGCAGGCGCGCAACAAUCAAAAAGAAAUUUACUGAUUCAGGUCAUCUUCAGUGGGGAGCAUUCUCUCGUAGUAUUUUUUAAAGAGAUCUUCAUGGCUAAAAAGUAAAGGUAGACACACAUCAUCUAAAAGUCGAAGCAUGUAUUUGAUUAUCAACGCUAUUUUAAAACCCUAUGUACGAGCAGCGGCGGUCUUGCGCUGUUCCACUAUUCGCUAUGUAAUAAAUUUUCUACGCAGAAGUUCGGCUCCAAUCUAUGUAACUUUGGGAAGACUAAAAUCUUCGAAGCAAAACCUAACACACAGGAGUAGUCGUUGCAUUUUCUACAUUUUGGUUAUUGACGCACACGCAGCGACAACUUCUGGCUUUACCUUUUUCUAUGUACUAUUGACGACAAAUCUUCUUCUACUUAUUUGAGGCGACUGUAAAGCGGGAGACAUCGAGAACCUCUCAGCGCCAUUAGGACUUCUAACUCCAAAAUUGACGAGCAGAGGAGUCCCCUUCGGGAUUCGUUCUUUGGCAGAAGAAAAUCUCCCCGUGCAAUAAUUGGCGUGCUCAUUUGUGUUGAGUGUGGGAAAACAGCGCAAGCUUCGAAAGCGGAGCUGAAGGCGAGCUCGCAUAUUUUUUUAUUUCUUACGCACAAGGACAAGGUGGACAAGAACAAUUCUUCAGGAUCGUAUUAGAUCCCUUCUGAAAAGAAACAUAACGACGACAAGAAGAAAAAGAG